UCCGGACAAGGGUAUCAUCAAACAUAUGUGUUAUGGGGGUUAAAAACCAAGCAUUAUAAUCGUAUUAACAUUAAGAAUACCAACAUAAUUAUGUUUCAAAUUGGGUCAUUUCAAUGAUUUUCCUGCGAUCAGAGUCAUUUCCCAAGAUUAACGUUUGGAUGUCCACUGUUACGAAAUCUCCCUUUUGCUCGCUAUGUAUGGUUCAUUCCGGAGUUUCGGCAGAAUACAUCGAUUGCUGAAUGAAGAUGGCGGAUUCACGAGCGAUGCUGUCAACUAGACUUGAAACUUAAGCAUUUGCAUAUUUUCUGUCAUUGUGCAUUUCAUGUGGAUAGCUGUCUUCCAAAGACGUACAUUGGCCCUCGUCUUGCGUGCUGCACACUCUGAGGGCUGUCCAUCUGCCUGGCCGUGACCCUCAAUUUGUCCCUUCUACAGGCCUUCUGAGACUGACGGACAGACAGACGCAACACGCCUGAGGGACAGACACAAGGACAGCACCAGAGGAAGUCUCCACAGCAACAAGAGGUCUCCCUGCCUGACCGACUCCGUCAGCUAAGGCCGACACACCAGUUUUCAGGCGUGUUCCUCUCUGCCGCCUUCAAGAUGAACAGGUUGGGCCUCCACAGGGGGCAGUGUUGAAGGCUGAGCCCCAGCCCGCCGAACCCCCAGCCGAGACUCUGCUGAACCCAACACACACGCACAGAAGGUCUGCCACACACACAACCUGAGAGCAGGAGCUACACCCCCACGAUACAACCAGCAUCUCCUGAUAACGGCCGUGUUUACGUGUGUACGAGGGAGCUGUGUGGUGUUCAGUGACGGGGAAAGGAGAGAGGAGAGAAACUGCUGAUCCGCCGAGAGGAGAGGAGGGGAGCGAGCGGAAGAGGAGGAGGAGUGUGUGAGGAACGCAGAGGGAGAAACCCAAUCCUCUUAGGUAGCAGAGCUGAGAGCUGAGGACGGGCGUGCCUGGGAGCCAGAGAGAGAGAGGUAGGAGAGUGCAGAGAUAGAGGGAGCCCAGAGACCAGCCCAGGCUGAGUCGGAGCAGCCAGACAGGCAGCGCGUUGUGCAUCCAAAGAGGUGGAAAGGCGAGCAGGGCCAAAGCCGGAAGGCGACUCAUGGGCUAUGGGGGCCAUGGUGACCUAGCGUAAAUGGCUAUCCCUCAGCACAGCUUGGUGCCCGUGUCUGCUGCUCAACCCUCCCCCUCUCUCUCCUCCUGUGUCCCUGCCCGCUGCUGUGCCCCGUUGCUGUUCGUCCCUGGCGCUGCCUUCUGCUCUGCGCCGGCACUGCCCCUGUCGUGCUGCGGCCAUGGUGGCCAGCCUAUGGAAGCUGGUGCGGGGCGUCAGGCAACUGGAGCUCCAUCGCCUCAUCCUGGCACUCAUCGUCUUCUGCCUUUUCUCUAUGGCUUUCCUGGCCUAUUACGUCAGCAACAGCCCCAAGAUCAAGGAGGCCCCCCCGCUGCCCUUCAGUGACUGUCGGGGGGUGCCGGCGGCUGUGGGAGGUGGGCAGCAGGCGCCCCUUUUCCUGCCUCACUCGGGUCGGCUGCGCCAGGUGAAGGCCAUGGACAACUCUCGUACAGACACAGUGGUGCUGGUGUUUGUAGAGAGCAUCUAUUCUCAGCUGGGGCAGGAGAUCGUAGCCAUCCUGGAGUCCAGCCACUUUAGCUACCGCACCGAGAUCGCCCCGGGGAAGGGAGACAUGCCCACGCUAACGGAGCGCAACCGCGGACGCUACGCCCUGGUCAUAUACGAGAAUUUGCUGAAGUAUGUCAACCUGGACGCCUGGAACCGUGACCUGCUGGACAAGUACUGCAUGGAGUACAGUGUAGGCAUCAUCGGUUUCUUCAAGGCCAACGAGAACUCGCUGCUCAGCGCACAACUUAAGGGCUUCCCUCUCUUCCUACACUCACACCUGGGCCUGAGGGAUUACCGAAUCAACCACAACGCCCCACUGCUCUACAUCACCAGACCCAACGAGGUGGAGCAGGGCCCCCUGCCCGGGGACGACUGGACCGUGUUCCAAUCCAACCACUCCACAUAUGAGCCUGUCCUCCUGGCCAGCACCAAGUCCUCUGAUGCCCUGGCCCACCUGGGGCCGCUCAGUGCUAUGCACGCCACGGUGGUCCAGGACCUGGGGCUCCACGACGGCAUCCAGAGGGUCCUGUUUGGAAACAACCUGUCCUACUGGCUGCACAAGCUGGUGUUUGUGGACGCCAUCGCCUACCUGACGGGCAAGCGGCUCUGUCUCUCGCUGGAGCGCCACCUGCUGGUGGACGUGGACGAUAUCUUCGUGGGCAAGGAGGGCACCCGUAUGAAGGUGACGGACGUAGAGGCCUUGCUCAAUACUCAAAACAAGCUGCGAACGCUGGUCCCUGAUUUCACCUUUAACCUCGGCUUCUCUGGAAAGUUCUACCACACAGGCACAGACGAGGAGGACCGGGGAGAUGACAUGCUGCUAAGACACAGAAACGAGUUCUGGUGGUUCCCCCACAUGUGGAGUCACAUGCAGCCCCACCUGUUCCACAACGUCAGCGUGCUGGCUGAACAGAUGAGGCUCAACAUGCUGUUUGCCCAGGAGCAUGGGAUCCCUACAGACAUGGGCUAUGCUGUGGCCCCCCACCACUCGGGGGUCUACCCUGUCCACAGCCAGCUGUACGAGGCCUGGAAGUCAGUGUGGGGCAUCAAGGUGACCAGCACAGAGGAGUACCCCCACCUCAGACCUGCCCGCUACCGCAGGGGCUUCAUCCACAGUGGCAUCCAGGUGUUACCCAGACAGACAUGUGGCCUCUUCACUCACACUAUCUUCUAUAACGAGUACCCAGGAGGCUCCAAAGAGCUGGACAAGAGCAUCAGGGGAGGAGAGCUGUUCCUCACCGUCCUCCUCAACCCUAUCAGCAUCUUCAUGACCCACCUGUCUAACUACGGGAAUGACCGGCUGGGCCUGUACACCUUUGAGUCCCUGGUGAAGUUUGUUCAGUGUUGGACCAACCUGCGGCUGCAGACCCUGCCCCCUACGCAGCUGGCUGACAAAUACUUCCAGAUCUUCCCUGAGGAGAGGGACCCCCUCUGGCAGAACCCAUGUCAGGACAAGAGGCAUAAAGACAUCUGGUCGAAGGAAAAGACCUGUGAUAGACUACCCAGGUUCUUGGUCGUAGGCCCACAGAAAACAGGCACCACAGCCCUGCACUCAUUCCUGAGCCUCCACCCUGCCAUUACCAGUAGCUUCCCCAGUCCUGUCACCUUUGAGGAGAUCCAAUUCUUUAGCGGGCCCAACUACGACAACGGCAUUGACUGGUACAUGGACUUCUUCCCCUUCCCAUCGAAUGUCAGCACAGACUUCAUGUUUGAGAAAAGUGCCAACUACUUUGACACGGAGGUAGCCCCUAAGAGAGCGGCGGCCCUGCUGUCCCGGGCCAAGAUCCUGGCUGUGCUCAUCAACCCAGUGGACCGCGCCUACUCCUGGUACCAGCACCAGCGGGCUCAUCAGGACCCAAUGGCUAUCAACCACACAUUCCAGGAGGUGGUGACAGCGGGGCCUGCCUCCCCCCGAGAGCUGAUCAUCCUGCAGAGACGCUGCCUUAAACCUGGGGCCUACGCCACCCACCUGGAGCGCUGGCUACACCACUACCAGCCCAGCCAGGUGCACAUAGUGGACGGGUCCCAGCUGCGUUCCAACCCUGCCCUGGUCAUGGAGGGCAUCCAGAGGUUCCUGGGGGUCACACCCAUCUUCAACUACACUCAGGCUCUGACAUACGAUGAAAGUAAAGGUUUCUGGUGCCAGCGGGUGGAAGGUGGACGACCCAAGUGUCUUGGCAAGAGUAAAGGCAGGAAAUACCCUGACAUGACCCCUGAGUCGCGUGCCUUCCUGACGGAGCAUUACCGGGAGCACAACAUGGAGCUGCUGAGGCUGCUGAACCGGCUGGGCCAGCCCCUGCCCGCCUGGCUAAGAGAGGAGCUGCAGAGCUCCAGCUGGAGCUGAGAGUGGAACCACAGUCUGGAAUGGAGCACUGCCCCACCCGGCUUGGCCCGGGGGGAGAGGGCCCUGUUCACCCACACCCACACCAGUCACUACAGAGGGUGGAUGAGGUGAGAGGGCGGGAGGACAGCCCCCUAUCAGGACAAUGGACUCCGAAACGCCACUGUAACAACCAAACCUCAAGGGUGGAAUAAUGACCUCUAAUAAGAGAGUUAAUGAGUUGGACUGAAACACCUUGCAGUCGCACACAUCGUCUUCAUCCAGAAAGUAGAGGACUUGUCUAAGCCUGCAGACGGUUAGACUGACUGAUGCCAGGGUCUGGUAGACUGAGAGGGGGUGGGGGAGGUCUAAUGUCACCCGACUAUUUAACAGGAACUGAACUCACAGGAUAUCCUGUGGCCCUGUAGCGCAUGAAUGAGCUCGGAAACAUACGUGGUCACAAGAUCACACACACACACACACACACUUCUCAUUUCUUCAGAAGAAUGAUUGUAAAACGUUGUACAUUUUAAAUCUGUUGUAUAUUUUGGGCGGGGGGAUGUGACAGAAUAGACAUUGACUAAACGAGACAGCAUACUGUAGUGCUCUGGACAGAGGCGUGUGCCGUAGGAUGGAUGUGGGGUAUUAAUCACAUGCCACAGCACCUCCAGACUCUCUCUGUGCAUUCCACUACCCCAGAGCUGAGGCCAUUCUGACAAACAAACUGUCUACUAAAGGCCACAGUCGACAGAGAAACCACACACUUUAACAUGCACUUUCCCCAACUCUCACAUAGGUACCCAGCCAGUUUAGAGCUGCGUAGAGAGAGGAGGAUGAGCUAGAGGGAGAUGGAAAAAGAGAGGGUCUAUGUCUCUCUGCCUGUGACUGUCCGUCUUAACAGGAGCGGCUGUCUUGUUUUGUUUUGUUUAUUUUGUAAAAACGACAAAACAAAGACCAACGCUGUAUCAUCUCGAAUAAACUCAGAGAGGUUGGAAUGGAUUGUUUAUUUAUUUUACCCACAGCUUCUGCAUGUCUGUCAAUGCAGGAGCCACUGUCUUACCCAUCUGAUGCGGUCUACAGAAGACUGGAAUGGAAACGGCAGUACCUCCAGUGUUUGACGGACAGGAGACUAGAGGUACAUAUUAUAGUCUGCAGUACAGUAAUUCUACUCUUCAGGAAGGCAUCUUUUCAAUGUAUUAUUCCACAGGAUCUUUCAUUUAUGUAAGUGAUGAAGUCAGAGACGCUGGUGUUUGGCUCGGGCCGGCAAACUGUGCCAAUAUAUCCACCAAACACCGGCUUCGAGGGCACGAUCACUAAACUAUGUCGCAUGACGAAUCUGUGUGAAACCUGUUAAAUGGGCAGAUCAUGUUCAUUAUUCACGGUCCAGUGUUAACAAGGGACUUGACCACAAUCUCCAAAGUCCCUUAGCUGGAUAGACUCCAGUAGCAGUGCGUGGGUAAAAUCACUGGGGAAGCCAAGCCCCCCUCCCCCCUCAAAAAAUAAGCCAUAUUACAAGCAAUGUGUUACCUUACUCUGCGUUGGUUUGACACAGACAAGAUACAUUUCUAUCCUGGAUGGAUGGACUAGCACACACUUACUUACAUGAAAAUGACAAAACUGACCACUUAUGUUGAAAUGUAAUUUUAAUGAAAUACUUCUCAGAUAGUUUCCAUAAUAACAAAGCUAUGAUGAUCUACUAACAUUCAAACAAACACUUGAUCGUUUAAGUCAUGGUUUUAUUUAUUAUAUGGUCAUGCAGAAAUCCAGCAUCCAAAUGAAAACGGAGUAUAGUCAUAUGUAUCCUUACUAUAUGAUUACAAUUAAGUAAAUAUACCUUUUUUAUUUUAUUUUUUGUACUUUUUUUUAAACGUGAUAUCACUUCAUUUCAAUAUUUGAGACGGAGACAUUUUCAUUGAUCUUGAGGAUGCAAGUAACAUAUAGAUUUCCAUUUUUUUAAUCAAGUAAACACAGACAGUGAAAAAUAUUACCAGAAAGUAGACAUGCAUAUUUCUUUCUCUUGUAAAACUGCAUAUAUAGUUGUUAAAGUGUGUGGCUUUUAAUGUAUUUUUCAGUAUUUGUUUUUGUAAGUAUAUCAAGGCCCUCUUCCUGUCCUGCUAGCUAGUUAGGGAGGCUAUAGUAUAAUCCAAGGUUAACUAUCCUUCCCUCAAUAACUAUUUCUCUCCUCUUCUUCCCUUUGAAUUCUUUUGAAGAGUUGAAGUAAACCGCAUAGUAGUUCUCAUUCCCAUGGCUGUGUGAACACCGACGCAAUGAAUGGAAGCAUCAGGCCCAGUGGGAGAGAGAGAGAGGCCAGUGCCCACAGCACAAAGUCAGGAAAAACUAUUUGAGCCAAAAAAACAUCACACAGUUCAGUACUGUAUACAUUGCAUUAUGGUGCAAAAGGGAAACAGUUUUAUGGCAGAUAUGUCACAAUGCGCAGUAGGGUGGGCGGGGCCAGUUAUGACCAUGAUAUGAACACCGAGCACAGGUUUUUUUUUAACGUGUUUCAUUCAACAUGUUUUGAUAUAAUUUUCUAUGACCAAGAGUCUCAUCGGUAGGUUGUUGUCUUUUCGGUGCCCGGCCUUCCACAGGUUCAAUGGAACGCCAGUACUAUGGAGCUGCUUGGCACAGAAAUGAAGGGGUUAACAGCAAGCUUCACCCCUCUGGCGGUACAAAGUCACAAGUUGCUACAACACAGUGAAAAACAGUGUUCCAAUGUUUUACCAUUAUCACAAAGAUAUGUUUUUAAAGGGAGAUUGUCUUUAGUGUAUAUUUUUGUGUGUGUCUCUCAUAACAAACAAAUAAACGCAACAAUUUCAAAGAUUUUGCAGAGUUACAGUUCAUAUACAUAAAUUAGGCUCUAAUCACAUGACCGGGCAGGGGCACAGCCAUGGGUGGGCCUGGGAGGAGAGCAUAGGCCCGCCCACUGGGAGCCAGGCCCAGCCAAUCAGUGUUCUUUCCCCACAAAAAGGCUUUAUUACAGACAAAAAUACUCCUCAGAAGCACCCUCCCUCCCGUUAAUGGUAAAACAUAGGAACACUCCUCAGCAGCAGCCCCCUCGAUCCCUUAGGUGAAGAAGCAGGAUGAGGAGGGCUGGCGUGGUUACAAGUGUUCUGCGGUUGUGAGGCCGGUUGGACAAACUACCAAAUUCUCUAAAAUGUUAUGCUAGAGAAAUGAACAUGACAUUUUCUGUCAACAGCUCUGGUGGACAUUCCUGCAGUCAACAUGCCAAUUGCAUGCUCCCUCAACAUUGUGUUAUGUGACAACUGCAGCUUUUAGAGUGACCUUUUAUUGUCCACAGCACAGGGAGCACCAGCUUCGUCAUAUGCCACACCACAAAUUUGUGCUCAAAAUUUGAGAUAUUUAAGCUUUUUGUGAGUAUGGAACAUUUCUGGGAUCUUUAUUUCAGCUCAUGAAACAUGGGACCAGCACUUUACAUGUUGCGUUUAUGUUUUUGUUCAGUGUAUAUAUAUAUUCAAAUAUAAUUUGCAUUGGGA
This is a messenger RNA of Oncorhynchus keta (chum salmon), 7442 nucleotides long. RefSeq names its product bifunctional heparan sulfate N-deacetylase/N-sulfotransferase 2-like. NCBI's taxonomy places the organism in Eukaryota, Metazoa, Chordata, Actinopteri, Salmoniformes, Salmonidae. Gene Ontology annotation, molecular function: deacetylase activity; heparan sulfate N-sulfotransferase activity. Gene Ontology annotation, cellular component: Golgi apparatus. The transcript has 16 exons. The record is from RefSeq and is a predicted model, not a curated record. Bases 1303 to 3972 code for a protein of 889 amino acids.